CCACGAGAACUGACCGCGAAGUCUCGCGAUGGUUCGACGUCAAGGGGAGUGUCAAAUUCCAAGAGAGAGGAGAGGAGAGGGGAGCCAGAGAGAGAGGGGCGCAAGGUUACAUUGCAAGCUCUUUGCAAAAAUGGGGGACGACCGACCUUUUGUGUGCAAUGCUCCUGGUUGUGGACAGAGGUUUACCAAUGAAGACCAUUUGGCUGUCCACAAACACAAGCAUGAAAUGACACUGAAAUUUGGACCAGCCAGGACAGACUCUGUCAUUAUUGCAGACCAGACACCUACUCCCACCCGCUUCCUAAAGAACUGCGAGGAGGUUGGUCUGUUCAACGAGCUGGCCAGCUCCUUCGAACAAGAUGAUGACGACAAGAGAGCAAAGAACUCUCUUCCUGCACCCAACUCUGUAGCUUUGGACAUGAGCCUGCAGACGACAUCAGACGUGAAGGUGAAAAAAGAGGCACCCGUAGAGGUCGACUCUUCGCCACCAGACAGCCCUGAAUCAAUCUCUGGAAGGUCAGACAGCAGCAGAGAGGCUCUGGUUAAAGGGAAGGACACACCACCCAGGAGUUCAGCCCCCACCCCGACUAUUGUGCGUCCAGGUUCCCUCCCACUACACUUGGGCUUUGAUGCCCUUCAGCCCACCAUGCCGUCACCCACCUCCGUCAUCACACAGGCGCCACCUUCCAAUCGUACUCUGGGUUCGCCGACCAGCCACUACCCCAUGAUGAUGCUGCCCUCUGGUCAGGCAGUUCCUGUGCUCCCUGGUCCGGUGCAGAUGCCCUCUGUCAUUAAUCUGGCCCGACCCAUGUGCAUGGUACCCAACAUUCCUGGGAUCCCUGGUCCUCCUCUGGGAGGUAGCAGCAGCGGCUCUAACUCCCCCUCUGGCUACAGCAUCCAUUCAGAGGCCAAGAUGCGUCUGAAGGCUGCGCUGUCCCAGCAGAGCCCGUCAGGACAUAGUAUGGGGAUCAUGGCCAUGGGCAGCAGCCCAAUGGUACCUCAGAGGGCAGAGCAGAGCCAGCUGCUUGUCCAGCAGCCAGAUGCUCCAUCACCUGCACAACCUCAGGUAUCUCCAGCACAGCCUACAGGUGGGCGUCGGCGACGGACGGUAGAUGAUGACCCAGAUGAGCGAAGGCAGCGCUUCCUCGAGAGGAAUCGGGCCGCGGCAUCGCGCUGCAGACAGAAACGCAAACUGUGGGUCAGCUCCCUAGAGAAGAAGGCAGAGGAGCUCUGCACCCUGAACGUCUCGCUGUCGAAUGAAGUGUCUCUGUUGCGGAAUGAGGUGGCUCAUUUGAAGCAGCUGCUGCUGGCCCACAAGGACUGUCCUGUAACCACCCUACAGAAGAAGACUGCCUACUUAGCUGCAGAAGAGAGCAUGAAAGACACCUCAGAACCCACAGGUUCCCCUGCCCCGGUGAUCCAGCACAGCUCUUUGGCGCCCAGCCCCUCUGCAGGGCAAAACGGCCUGAGCUCAAGGGCAGCAGCUGAAGCCAUGGCUAUGUCUGUGCUGGCAGGAAUGGGUCAGCAGCAGAGGGCUGAGGGCGGACCCUCUCACAUUAUCAUGGCUGCACAGUCUCAAUCUGCUGCCAGAUGAUGAGCGAUGCCACCACGGCCCCAGAAUUGGCUCGCACUCAUCAACCCAAGGGUAAAAAAGAGCAGCGGACACCUCCCCCCUGCCCCAACUUCCCCCGAUCUAGAAGUCCAAAUUUCUCAUCUUCACCCAGCCCCCCACCCCCCCUUCGUGGUGCUCCUCUGCUCUCUCUGACCCUCCUGUAGAGCCAUCAUGCUGUGGCCUGGAGCUCAGCAGCAGCCUUCUGGGAAUGGACUGAGACUUUUGAGAGAGCUUCCUGUUCACUUUGCCAUAGACUACAGGGGCUGGACUCCAACCUCCCAUCCUCGUUUCUCCUCUGUGCUUCCCCCGCUCAUCUCUCCUCACCCUCAGUCAAAACAACUCUUCACUGGACUGUAGGACUGCAUUACUCUGAGUGUACUGCCGUAAUGAACUUCCCAUGUGGACAUGCACCACAUGUGCACAGUCCCUAACACGCAGGUGUUGCAUCAUUCUUGAUCAAAUCAGACACAGAAACACACAGGGCUUUUACACUGUUUUCAGCAGGGAAUAGUGCCUUGUGCUCCUAGACUUUUAAGCCAUGCAUACACCCACACAUGCAUCAUCAUCAUCACAGCACACACCUGUACAUCCUUGGCUCCAAAGAUGCAGUAGUUGUCUAGACGUCAGUGACUCAGAUCUCAAAUAUUCACCCAAAACCUUUUUGUAAAUGGUUGCACCUCAAGAUGAUCUCAACACGGACCCAAAAACCUUACCUCAUUUACACCCCUUUUAUGAUAAAAUUGAUUAACUGUGUGUGUGAUUGGCUCUGUAUGUAUAUAUUUAUGUACAUCAGAACAUAACAGUUUGCCUACUCCUGAUCUGAUACGUUAAUAGCGGGAUUGUUAGCAUGUGAUUUUUUUUUCUAUUAGGGUGUUUAUGUUCUCUAUACAGUACGUGCAGCUAUAUAUUUUUUUAAUUAAUUGGCACAUCCUCCCAGAUUAAUCCACAGAACCAAAACAUGUCGGACUGAACGUGUUACCUUUUAAAAUUAGUUUGUUUGAGCAAUAGCCUUUUUAUAACCUGAAGGGAAUUCAACUUCUCUCCUCCUCCUCCUCCUCGUCACUUUCCUCUAAAACAGGCAGUUUUGCUGUUUAUUGGUUUGUAAGUGGAUGCCUUUUUCCAUUUUAUAUGAAACUAUUCUAGUGACUGUGUUUCUCUGUGUGGGUUCUGGACUUACUGUAACUGUUAUUUUCACACUUCUCAGGAUGGUUGCACAUCCUUGCUGCUCGUUGGAAGUGCGAUAAACCCCUUAGUCUCUUUGCUCUUUACCAAACCUAAACAAAGCCAUAAUGACAAAAGAAAAAAAAAAUCAGAUCUCUGAAUCUCCAAAGACCACCUGGUACUUGUUCCGGGACAGGAAGUAAACAGUCUGACUGUUAUUUUGUGAUUCAGAGGUCACAGUGACUCAAUCUACAGUAUAUCACUGCUUGUUACUUGCACUUGCUUGUUACACACAGUUUCACACAAAAUGUCUUGAUAAUUUUGCCUUAAGAUCACGUUGGUGCCUCCGAUAGCCCCUCGUAAAUAUACUCAGAUUUGCUUGUGACAAAACUAUGGAGCCUUACAAGAAUAAAAUUGUCUUAAUUUGUUCAUUUCAUCAAAUAAAAAAAAAACAGCCAAUGAGGAACAAAAGAUUUGCCGGUUCCUCAAAGCCUAUAAAAAUGAAUAGUUAUUUGAACCUUUAGUCUCUUUUCAGUCACAUUAAAUAAUGAAACACUUGUCUGUCAUCUGGUGGAGAGACACAGCAAAGACAUCUUCACUGGUAAAAAAGCUGAGAGAGGAAAAUGUUAAGAUGUGUCUGUGACUGUUUCUGAAUGGCUCCAGUUCUUUAGAAAUCCAAUUUACCAAGAUAUCAGUAUAUUUUUUACAUAAUCACCUGAACAAGCGGUCUGCUUUUCUUGUUUGUUUGUUUUUUCUUGUAUAUUUUCCCCUCUUUUGUCUGGUAUGAUCAUAUAUUACAAGAUGUGAUAUUUCAAAAACAAGAUAUCUGUCCAUUAACACAAGGGCAUGUCUUUAUGCACUAAAAUAAUGCAAGUUUAUUGUUGCUUUGUAUUUCUGUUAAGUUUUUGCAGUUCUUUUGGUCUUUUUCAGAGAAUUCAGAUCCUUUUUUUUAAAAUGAUAUUUUCUCUUAUCUGUACUGUAUACAUAAAUGGGAAUUUUCUCAGCAACUUUAAUACCUUUUCAUCUUUGACUGAACCUCUCGUCCUACAGUCCCAAUGGCGACCCCCGGCAUUUUGUUGUAUUUUGGAGCUGGCGCUAUAUUUGGCUGGCAGUCCCUUAUAGACGAUUGUUCAUAUGAAAUGAAAAUUCAAACUAUAUUUAGCUUCAUGUAAUUCAAUGUCAUUGGCACCUUUUCUGUCCUUUCUUGUUUUCUUUUUGUUGCGUGCUAUUUUCAGCACUAUACAACUUUUUGUCAUAACGCUUCUGAUUGUACUGAUAAAUAUAGAAACUAAUUUCUUUAACACACUUUUUUUUUUGUUUGUUUGUUUGUUUGUUUCCUUUACAGAAAAAUGUCAUUAGUCCUUUUUUCAAAAAACAGAGUAUAUCCCCUUUGUUAUAUCUUUGAAGGUGAAUUUGGUAAAGUCUUUCAACUGCCCUUGUCUAACUUAUUUUUCUAAUUGGUCAACUCACAAUCGUCAUUACGGUCUUUGGCAUAUUAAUGUUACCUAGAAUUGUUGUGAAAAAGAGCAAUUUAAUGAAAAAUGCAACAAUGUGAAAGUUGCACAUAGCGUAUUAAUGGUUUUUCACACUCCCAUUGUUGGACUGAUUAUUUCAAAAAUUGUCCUUGUACUGUACAUAUCUGUACUAUAUGAAUAUAUUUACUUUUCCAUGCAUGUCCAAGUGGAAUACUAUGAACACUUACAGUGCUGCAGUUUUAAUUAAAGAAACUACAUCUUAAUGAA
Molecule: messenger RNA, 4515 nt
Organism: Larimichthys crocea (large yellow croaker)
Lineage: Eukaryota; Metazoa; Chordata; Actinopteri; Sciaenidae
Gene: atf7a
Product: activating transcription factor 7a
Exons: 12
Coding region: 29-1594 (521 amino acids)
Biological process (GO): regulation of DNA-templated transcription
Molecular function (GO): DNA-binding transcription factor activity
Source: RefSeq, a predicted model, not a curated record